This is a messenger RNA of Epinephelus moara (kelp grouper), 10997 nucleotides long. RefSeq names its product RNA binding motif, single stranded interacting protein (gene rbms3). The transcript has 14 exons. The record is from RefSeq and is a predicted model, not a curated record. Gene Ontology annotation, cellular component: cytosol; nucleus; ribonucleoprotein complex. The coding region runs from base 1183 to 2433 and encodes 416 amino acids. Gene Ontology annotation, molecular function: poly(A) binding; mRNA 3'-UTR binding; poly(U) RNA binding. Lineage: Eukaryota; Metazoa; Chordata; Actinopteri; Perciformes; Serranidae.
AGAGAGAGAGAGAGAGAGGCUGAGUGAUAGAGAAAGCGCACGCGAGAGUAAGAGAGAGCAACUGUGUGACAGAGGGAAAGAGAACGAGGCAGGCUGCUUAGAGGAGUGAGAGAGCCAAGGACGAAAUAAGGAACACAUUUUACAAGUGCAGGAAGAGGGAGGAUCGCAGACGAGGGACUCCUUCUCUGCUGGGCACCUGGGACACAGUCACUGUGGGGUUUUAUUCUCCCCACUCGUCUUCUAUCUGGAAACCCAGUGGAUUGACUAACCAACCGGUGGAUUUUUUUAAUACACGCUUGUGCCACAUCAUUUAGAAACUGGGAUCAUUCCUCUGUGUUAUCUUCCCUCCCGCUGGCUCGGCCGCUACAGACUGAGAUUGCUUUCUGUGUCUGUGCUUGGCUCUCGUGUUGUGAUUCUGCUCCGUGCACAAAGUGCAUCUGUCGGCGACCGGUGCUGGAGAUAUCUCCCCUCUGUCAAACAGGACAGCACGCAGCCACCGUCGGAUCAGACUACAGAGGAGAGAGAGACAGUGUGUGUAUGUAAGAGAGGGACACAGAGAGAGAGAGAGAGGGGCAGUGAGAGAGAGAGAGAGUCAGAUUCAUAGUGUGUCUGAGAGAGAGGCAGAUUAAAGCCCAGGCGAAAGACUGGAGUGAAACAGCUCAAAACGAGAAGUGAACCUAUACAUCCUCUCCCGUUUUCCUUGCCAUCCCUUUCCUCCUCCUCUCCUCCUCUUCUUCCUUCUCCCAUUUUCCAACAUUCACAGGACUGCCAGAGCUACUGCCACCUGCACCUCUUCACGUCUUCUCUUCCCUCUUCUUCCUCUACCUCACCCUUAUCACGCGUUACUAUCCGAUACCAGCCACUGACGGACACGGCGCUCUUGGUUUCUAGCACUUGUGGAAAUAUUUCCAUUGAUCCAGCAGUGAGAGACUGAGUGAGCAUCCGAUAACUGAGGCUCCGGACCGGUUAGGAGCUUCCCCAUCAGAGGCAAACCUCCUCCCAGUUGCUGUCCGGCACGCAGUCCCUGUCUUCUCCCUGGAGAGCCGGCUAGCGACACAGUGGUGCGGACAGCAAAGACAGGAAUCGCACAGCCCCUCCGCUGCCUCUUUCCCAUUGCUAGCUACUUGGCAGCUUCCACCCUGUGUCACCAUUCCCUGCCUCAGUGCUAAGGAUUCCAGCUACAUGGGCAAGCGAUUGGAGCAGCAGCCAAUGUACCCUCAGUACACCUACUACUACCCCCACUAUCUCCAGACCAAGCAGCCCUAUGCUCCACCCCCUCAUCCCAUGGCUCCUCCCAGCCCUAGCACCAACAGCUGCAGCCAGGGAGGGGCGGAGCAGCUCAGUAAGACCAACCUGUAUAUCCGAGGCCUGCCACCUGGGACCACCGACCAGGACCUCAUCAAACUCUGCCAACCGUAUGGAAAAAUAGUGUCAACCAAGGCCAUUCUGGAUAAGAACACCAACCAGUGCAAAGGCUAUGGCUUUGUGGAUUUUGACAGCCCAGCUGCAGCACAGAAGGCCGUGUCGUCUCUCAAAGCCACCGGGGUGCAGGCCCAAAUGGCCAAGCAACAGGAGCAGGACCCCACCAACCUGUACAUCUCCAACCUGCCAGUGUCUAUGGAUGAGCAGGAGCUGGAGAACAUGCUGAAGCCCCUGGGUCACGUCAUCUCCACGAGGAUACUGAGGGAUGCCAACGGGGUCAGCAGAGGAGUCGGCUUCGCCAGGAUGGAGUCCACAGAGAAAUGUGAAGUAGUGAUACAGCAUUUCAAUGGAAAAUACCUGAAAACCCCGCCAGGCAUUCCAGCUCCCACGGAGCCUUUGCUGUGCAAAUUUGCUGACGGAGGGCAGAAGAAACGCCAGAGCCAGAGCAAGUACCCUCAGAACGGGAGGCCGUGGCACAGAGAAGGCGAGACUGGCAUGGCGUUAACAUAUGAUCCAGCUGCAAUGCAGAAUGGGUUCUACUCCUCGCCUUACAGCAUCGCCACCAACCGCAUGAUUGCACAGACCUCCAUCACGCCCUUCAUCGCUGCUUCCCCCGUUUCCACAUAUCAGGUCCAGAGUACGUCAUGGAUGCCUCAUCAACAAUAUGUUAUGCAACCUACAGGUGCAGUGAUCACGCCAGCCAUGGACCACACUAUGUCCAUGCAGCCUGCCAGCAUGAUGGGCCCUCUCACCCAGCAGAUGAACCAUCUGUCCCUGGGCACUACAGGAAGUUACAUGACUGCUGCAGCUGCCGCGGCGCCUAUGCAAGGGACCUACAUUCCCCAGUACACUCCUGUGCCUCCAACAGCCGUCCCUGUCGAAGGAGUGGUGACGGACGCCUCCCCCCAGACAGUGGCUCCCUCGUCACAGGAGGUGGCUGGCCAGCAGCAACAGAUCCAGGUGGACAGUGCUGCCGACCACGUUCCUGCUUACUCAUACCAGUCCAAAUAGCAACGGCCUGAGCGAAUGUUCCUGUGACAGCGUUGCCUUGAGACAGAAGGUGGCUGCACUGUGAAUGUGAGGAAAAGAGAAAAGAAAGAGAUUGCUUCCAGAUUGCCCAGGCACCAAAAAAGAGACACUUUUUUCAUUUCCUACCUGGCCUACGAGAAAAAAAGAAAAAGAAAAAAAACAACAACGCAAGAAGGAGGCAAAGAAUGCUGAGGAAGGGGAUGAGAAAAUUGCUGGGCACAGUGCAAAGAAGCGAAAUUGUUUAGUCUGGGAACCUGCCUGAAGGGCUGGGCUGAAGCUUGAAAAGUUUCUCAAAGAAAAUUCUCAACCAAUUAAAAAAAAAAAAAAAAGAAAAAAACAAACAAAAAGAAAAUGACAAAAAAAGGUUGAAUGCGCAGGUAGGUGAUGAAGUUUAUUUUGUAAUUAGAAAAGGGGAGUCAAGUUUGAGAUACACACAGAGAUUGUCUUCCUCAGAUAUUAAGCUACAAUUUCUUUUCACUCUUUUUUAUGUUCUAGUGUUAAAUUUUAGUUUUCUAGAUAUAUUCAAAAACAAAGUGUUUUUUUCUUUCUUGAAUCUUCAUGGCCUUAAUUUGAAGGGCGGCAGAAACUUUUUACAGAGUUAAAGUCUGACGUCUGGUUAGGAAAAAAAAAUAACAAACGAAAUCAGUCUCUUGGACCACACGGAGGGUACAAGACACUGGCUGAGUUGUUCUAAAGAGGAAAAAAGAAUCUAUCACAUAAGCUGUACAGAUUUAAUAGAGAAGAGCUUUUUUUCUUUUCUUCAUUAGAAGAAAACUUUGAUAAUUAUUAUGUCAGAGGUAACUAAGUGUCAGAAGAAAACAAAAUGUCUGUUGGGGUAAAAGACUUGUGGGUGGGGAGAAGAAGCUUUGAAGAGAUUUUUCACAAUGAGGAAAAAAAAAAAGAAAAAAUUAAGAAAACAUGCUGCAUUGUGGAUGCAGUCUGUUGCAAAUGCUGAACUUGUUUUUUAUUAUCAUAAUUAUUAUUUUACAUGGCAAAGUUGCUGUCGAUGACAUUAGUGCUUUUUAUCUGCCACAUUUUACCUUUUUUAUGAGCUUUAAGAUGUUUUUAGCCCGCUUUGCUUGUCACACUGCGAAAAGAAAAAAAAAAAGAAGAAAGAAAAAAAAUGAUAAAAUGAACAAAAAAAUUAUGGAAAAAAUUCUGGCAGUGAAAUAAAAACAGUAGAUUCAGUAGGAGCUUAACGGUUUAAACCAAUCAGUGCAAAAGCAAUAGAAGAAAUUGUUGACAAUUUCUGUAGUUCUUUCCUAGUUGUGGAUCAAAUGCAGCCCAUGGAUGGCCAUUUUUAUACCAAAGAUGAAGAGACACUCUGAACCAGAGUUUUGUUUUUGUUUUUUGUUUUUUUGUUUUCUUUUCCUUUUCAUUUUUCAGUUUGAUUUUGUUGUUGUUGAUGUUGUUGUUGUUGAUGAUGUUAAUGUUGAUAUUGUUGUUGUUGAUGUUGCUGUUGUCGUUGUUUUUUUAUUUGACCUUGAUGGCCGGACCAGUCCUUACUAUCCUUCUUAGCAUCUUUUUCACCGGGUUUAAGCUAGUUUUCCACGGUUGUCCAAGCUGUCACACACACACACACACACACACACACACCACACACACACACACAGAUACAUAUCUCAACAUGCAUACACUUACUGUACAAACUCUCACACACACACACAUCAAACAGUAUUUAAAGUGUGAUGCAACCAGUGGCAGUCCUACCAAAAGUCCUUUAUCUUCACCUCCUCUUCUUCUUGUCUUUUGGUUUCAUUAUAUAUGUCUCAUUACGAUGCUUUCACACACUGUGGGUGCAUUCCACCUCUCUCUAUCUCUCAGAUCCUGCAGGGAAAACUUUAGGAAACAGAUUGGGGAAUGUUGCUUGCUACGCUCCGUGGUUGUCGACACACUGCUUCCAGCAUUGUCCCCUUAGUGAUUUCUGUCUCUUUAUCUCUUCAAGUCAACCAUAACUAACUCAAACAUUUCUCAACAUACUGAGCUUCAGUGUUGAACUGGGAACCUCGCUGCUGCUGCUGCUGCUGCUGCUGCUGCUGUUUGACCUCCUGUUACCCUCUGUCAUGUAUCACCAAACAUAGGUCACUUUUUUGAGUAUUUACCCACCCUGAAUACCAGUUGAGUGGUGUUUGCUGCAUUUUGUACAUCAGAUGAGUUGUUAGGCCCAAGAAGUGUACAAAUCAAAGCUUUUAGCAAUGAUUGCAUAAACUUUAUGGCACUCAGCGGUACUGACUUAUCACAUUUGGCAGCCAAAGCAUAAUAAAACAACCUUGAAGAAGUUAUUGAAAUGCUUAAAAGAAUGAUUGAACUUUUUUGGGAUAUAUGCUUGUUCACUUUCCUCCUGAGAGUUGGAUCAGAGGAUUGACUUCACUCUCUCUUCUGUAUGGUAAAUAUGAAGUUAAUGGCAGCUGGUUACUUAGCUUAGCACAAACAUCGGAAACAGGGGGAAACAGCUAGCCUGGCUCUGUCCGAAGGUAAUUAAAUCCACCUACCAGCAUGUCUAAAGCUCACUAACUAAAACAAGGUUACAAAGUCCUUCACAAGAUACGGAUGCAGAAAAAUAAGAAGCAUACAGCUUUACACAGAAAGGACGCAUAAACAAAUACAGAGGACGCAAAUAAAUUACAGGGGCAGAUUGCUAGAGAUGGGUUUUUCAAAGUAUUCGAAGCAGUUUAUGGACUUAUCUGAUCUAAAAGAGGGGGAGAGAGUUCUAGAAGGACAUGAUUAAUAUGUCAUAUCUUGUUUUUUAAUCUAUACAAAAAACUGAGAGUAAAAACGCCACCUUGUGGUGUUACAGGGGUUCACAUGCCGGAUUGUUUCUUGGCCAAAGGCAGUAAUUUACUGGUGUCUUGUCGUCAUCGUGAGCGUAAAGACCUCGACACACCAAACCGCAAUCAAAGAACUAGUACUGACGAAAGCUGACUUUUGCAUUACCUCACGUUCAGCCAAAAAGUUGCACUUGAACACAACACAAAGACAACAGCCAACAGCCCACUAGCAUGUAUGCUCUGUGCCUGUAUGAGAGGAAAUAACUUUCCAUAUAUGCAGGCAGAGGUAGUCUGUAUUCGUCAUUUAAAAAGGGUAACCAGCCUGACAGAUUCAAGAUGCUAGUUAGCCAGUUAGCACCUUAACAACACAACCCGAUGUUUAAAGAACAAAGCAUAUUUACCUUUGUUUCAUUUGUUUGUUUAAUAACAAACAUUUACAAACAACUUCUGUUUCUCUUUUCGUGCAAUGAGCUGAACUGCCAAUCAACAUGCUGAAUUUGCCGAAAUAAAGCCUACAAGGGCAGACUAGUGCCAACGGAGCAUGACACACCAUCACCAAAAGUAGGGCAACAGAUGCUCACCCACAACCCGCCACAGACCGAUGGCUGACCGUCUGCUUGGUGUGUCAGGGCCCUAAUAUUGAACCAGCAAGGAAUUACUGUGAAGUAAUGUGGCACAAUUCCUUUAAUACACAUCUGAACAGAGGCAAGACUUGUUUGCAUUGUAAGACUACCAUCACUCUGUGACACUAACAAGGCCAGGAAGAAGUGUGCUUAAAGGCCAGUAGAGGACAGUCUGUCUUGAACGUUCCCUUGAUCAUUUGCCCAACACAAGCGGUGGAGGUCAGCACACCUGCGGGAACUAACUAGGCUCCUCACCAGCCAUAACAAGAUGUUGAUGGCAGUUCCUUCCCCUGCCCCACCUCUGAGUGUCAGCUACACCCCUGGUUGUCCCAAUUUGUUGCACAAACAACCCUGUCACAUCUUAUCCGGUCUUUCCAUCCCAGAGCUGUGUCGGGUUUUCAAUGAUUUCAUCUCAGAGGAUUGUCCCCAGAAGAAAUUGCCUGUGGGACAGCAGCCAUUUCUGCCCCCAUUACAGCAGACUUUGUGUGUCAGGAGCGCUGUGUGUCUGCUCUGUUCGCCCAUGCUUGCCCGCUCUGCCCCACUGUGGGGCUACGGCGCUAAAAAGACCCCGUUUUUUUCCCUGCUUCACUGGCACCAUUAAUGUGCCAUGGCCAAGCCAGGCUCCUUUUGCUCUCAUUUUCCCUCAUUCACUCCCUCUUUUCUCCCCCUCCUCUCUCGCGCUCUCUCUGAGGUUUCUUCUCUUUAUUGGAUGGUGCACAAGCAGAACCACAAACCAAUUUCAGUCACUCUCGCAAUGAGGCUUGACGGGCCCAAUUUGUCUCCCUCCGGGGCAAUAGGAUCCACUCCAGUGUCCCUCAAAAGACCCCUUUCUUCCAGACAGAGAGGGAGCUUUUUGUUUGGUGACAAUUGCAAUUGAGCUCUUGCAGUUCAUGUGACUCAUUCAAAUCUAAGUCCAGCGGUGCGCUUUGGGGCCAUGAUGGCGUGUUGUGCACAUUACAGGCAAGCUACGUCAUCGUGCGUGGCAGUGUUUGUAACUAUUAAUCAAAUUGUACAUCGAGUGCCUUUUUACGAAGCUUCCAAAUGAUUCCAAAAAAAGCACAUGGAAGAGCUUGCUUGAUUCAGUUGUGCUAAAGAAAUGCUACACAAUAUCAAAGCUACUCUAUGGUGCUAAAGAGGAAGCGUUCUCAGGCUUGUGCCUUCAUUGUGUUCACUGAUCUCUGUGACAAGCCGGCCACUGUUGAUCAUUUGGCCAUCAGCUCUCUCCUAACAGGCCACCUGUCCACUUGACGACACUCAAAAGAAACAGGCACACAGGUUCCUGAGGUGAACUGCACCUUUAAAAGCCAUACGCACAUUUUCUUUUUCCUCAGUGUGUAUUAAUACCUGCUGUUUAUUCUUAUCUUCCAUCUACCAACGGAGGUCAAAAGCCAAAUGUGUCGUUCUAACCGUCUCUCAAUGACUGUUCAGCUGUUUAUUGUACAAUCAAAUCAGCACCUGCCCUUCUCCUUUCAUCUCAUCUGCCACUCAACAUCUGCUUGUACUUUCCUCCAGGCUGUGAUCUGCUCUUAUCUUCCCAUAAACAAGCUGCAUUACGGUCUUUAACGGCUAACAACUGACAAACGUUGGGUUUUAGAGCUCCCUGGACUUCCCCCAUGCCGCUUAUCUGUUCGUCAUUGUCACAUCAACUCGCUAUGUUCCAUCCCUGAGUCAUUUUAAGUGUGAACAGAGCUGCUAAACUACAACUUUACCAGUUUUAAGCUAGUAUGUGUGUGUCAGUGUGCGUGCGUGAAGAGUUCUUCUACUCGACAGUACAACUUCUAGCGAGGUUGUGAAUCCAGCAUAGCUAUAGCCGAGUUCUCUAGACUUUUACAGCUGCUGUUUUAUAGAGUAGAGGAGACAUUUUUGAAGCUUAAUAGGACUCAUAAUGCAGGAGUUGCACAUCGGAAAGCAGAGCGUCCCACAAAUGGCCUGAGAUUCAAUAGUAAUGGCAUUAUGGGAAAUAGGAUUACAAAUAGCCAAGAGAUUAUGGGAAAAAAUGCACAACAAAGAAUAUCAGCUCUGUUUUGCUAAUGGAGAUUCAAGACAGAAAAAAGAGAUGUUAAGGCAGGUGUUUGCAUUUGGUGUGCGCUACUAAUAUUUCACAGAGAUCUGAAAGAACCGACUGAACAAACAGAAAAUGGCUUUUUCUUAAUAGCACAAUGGCAUAAUGUAUCUUUUUAGAAUACCAAUACCUUUGUGGAAGUGUACAGAAGGCAUGUCUGCAAUUUUAAGGAGGCUGUAGCAGAAACGCUCUGCUCCCAGUCAGCCCAUGUGUCAGCACAAACCAGGAGCCAGCUAUACCAGGAGAGAAAGAGUGUGUGUGUGUGUGUGUGUGUGUGUGUGUGUGUGUGUGUGUGUGUGUGUGUGGGAAAGAAAGAGAGAGGGAUCAUUAGCUCCUGUUGCCGGGCAGAAGUGGUCAUAGCCUAGAGUUUCUCCAUCUUAAUGCAGCAGUAUGUCCUUUGUACAGGACUCCAGGAGGUGACCUUGCCUGACCCAUCACUAAUUAGCAACACUCUUUCUCUCCUAUCACACAUAGACAUACUCUUUCAGUCCUUUUCUACCCAGUUGAUCUUCAUUUUCCACCUCUGCCAUACCUUACCACCACUUUCCAUCCAUCCAUCUGCAUUAGCUGCAUUCCCUCCUUCCCCCUCUUCAAGUCCACAUCAGCAUACCCUUCAGACUCCAAUCUGCUGCUCUCUUGAGGUAUUAGGAUCUCAAGUACUCUCAUGCCCCUUUUCCACCAACAUGGAACAGGUUCCGAUCCGGUUCCCGCACCUAACUUUGAAUCAGUCUGAACAUGUGGACCAAAAAUAAAUUGGUUUGGAGCCCAAAAUGGUGGUUCUCAGCUGGAACCAGAGAAUGACAGGUUUUUCUUGAAGUGCAAACGGUGACAACAUCAAUGGGCGUGUCAUAUUCUACAGAUUGGAAAGAAAGAAAGGGCAACAAUGGAGACGUCAAGUGCGAAAUUGUUGGGGAAUAGAGAGCAUGCAGUGGUCUCAUUAACCAUUGGUUCAUGCUUGGUUUUUUUUUGUUUUGUUUUUUGCUAAAAACAAAUAUCUGUAAUAACAGAUGUGCAAUGUGCAAUGCCCUCUGUUGAUGACACAUACUUGGUGACAAUGAUUCCGCUCAAACUGGUGGAAAAGCAUGCUAGUUGCUAGAUAGCACCAACGUUCCAAGAAUCCUGAACGGGACCAGUUCAAGAACCAGAGCUAAUUUGGUGGGAAAGGGGUAUUAGUGAAGAUUGGCCCGAGAUCCAGCGGCCCAUAUCACCAAAUUUGCAACAUCCUGGUCUCCUCAGGUGUCAGUUCUUUAAGGCAAGGUGCUUACUUCACUGCGUUCUCAAUCCAUCCAUAACUCACCUUUGUCACUGUCACAGGAGUGAACUCAUUAGAUGUAUCACAUGUCAUACUCAGUUGUCACAAGUCCUUUGAUGACAUUCUUGAUUAGAAUGGUGCCUCUCAAAAAAGGGGGGAAAGAGUGGGCUGGUUUGCUAGAUACGAAACCAGUUUAAGAACCAGAGCGAAUUUGGUGGAAAAGGGGUAUUCGCGAAGAUUGGCCAGAGAUCCAAGGGCUUUUUUCACCAAAUGCAACAUGAAAGCUGCGAUUUGAGUUAUGACAUCAUGUUCAUUAUUAAUUCUGACACAUUUUACUAAGAAUUUGUGAAACGUGGCACUGACACCAGUUGCAAUCCAUGUCCAGGUGCUGCUCCAGAAUGACUACUGUGAAACAGGCUCAUGAAUUAUAGGCCAAGUUGCCACCAUCACAUUCAUUAGUUUCUGUUAGCAGGGACAGCAGGUUGGAGGUGUCCUUGUUGGGAUGUCGUUCACUUUGCUGAGUAAACCUGGGCCCUACUGGUGCUCUGUUUGACUACUUAAGUGUCAGGAUGUUACUGUUUGCUGCCAUAGUGCCAAACUGUGAAAGCAAAGUUUAUGCAAUCACAUAUUACACAUUUUAAGUGUCACAAUGCAGUAAAUCUCACUCAUCUGGUGCCCCGAGGAAGUGAAAUCAGAUGCUCAGAAUUGUUUUCCAACUUUUGUUCGAUACAAGAAAAGGAAGAAUUCUGUACAUUAAGAGCAAUGCAGGGAAAUGCAACCUUCCAUUCCCCGUCAGUCUUCUGUGGAUAACUCCCACACUCUCUACAAGGUAAAUCUGAUCUCCUGUGAGCUUAUACCUUCUCUGAAAUACCUGAUAAACACAAAUCUUGAGACUUUACCCUCAUCCUGGUCUUAUCUGGUGUCAGUUUUUCAAGGUGAGGUGCUUUCUUCACUGUGUUUAUUUUUUAAAAAACAGUCUCCUCAAUCCGUCCCUAACUCACCGUUUCUCACUAUCACUGCCACCAUACUUAAAUCUGACAUGAUCCCCAAAGUAAUGUAUGCAGUGUGGCUUCCGCACUGUCACAGGGGUCAACUCAUUAGAUCUAUCACAUCUCAUACCCACUUGUCGCGAGGUUUCCCGUGAACCGAGUUGUAGCCAUUCCACAUUGAUUCUCGUGUGUUAGGAAAACAGUAGUUCAGAGUUACUCUCACAGCCCGUCUCCCACUGAGUGUAAAAGAGAACCGUGGCUCAAUAACUCAUCACAGACCAGCACAUACACACUCACACACUCUCCGCACACAUAAUGCAGUGGGAAAAUUGCUCAAACUGCCCCCCCCCCCACAAGAGCGAGUCCCUGUGCUUUUUAAUUGAUGCUUCGGUCCACCUUUGAUGAGAGCUAUCGAUUGGCCACACAACCCCAGGAGCGCAGCCAGCCAGCCAGCACAGCCCCUCGUGGAGUUCAAACAGCUCCCUGAGAAAUACAAAAUCCAACAAUCACUAGGAAAUGGCCGACCAAAUUGUUUAGAGAUAGCCUGCACAGAAAGUGCGUUGGGCGUGGGAAUCGUUUACCAGAUUAAAAGAGGAACUAUUUAUUAGGACAGCAGAGCGGUUUUUAAUUUUUUUUUAUUUUUUUUUUUCUCUUUUUGUUGUUUUCGUUAGUUUUUCACUUUUCUUGGUUUCAGCGCCGAGGAGGACAUGGUCACGCCUCGCACACGCUGCUCAGUGUGUGUGAUCUUUGAGAAACUAUCUGUACAUCUGUGGAUGUUAGGAUUUGACUUGGGUUUUAUGAGUUGUUUUUUUUCUCUCUCUGAUGAAGCUUUCAAUAAAAAAACAUUGUGAA